This is a messenger RNA of Carcharodon carcharias (great white shark), 3190 nucleotides long. RefSeq names its product SLIT and NTRK-like protein 1. The coding region runs from base 1 to 2064 and encodes 687 amino acids. Gene Ontology annotation, molecular function: protein binding. The record is from RefSeq and is a predicted model, not a curated record. Gene Ontology annotation, cellular component: postsynaptic density membrane; glutamatergic synapse; GABA-ergic synapse. Lineage: Eukaryota; Metazoa; Chordata; Chondrichthyes; Lamniformes; Lamnidae. Gene Ontology annotation, biological process: axonogenesis; regulation of presynapse assembly; positive regulation of synapse assembly. The transcript is spliced from 2 exons.
AUGCUGUCGUGGUUGGUGUGGUUACAGAUCGUGCUCGGUUUGGCUUGGGGCAAUACGACGACGGACCUCUGCGAGAUGAUGUGCUCCUGCACCGAGGUGGAAGGCGUUCUGCACAUCGACUGCGAGAGGAGAGGCAUCUCCAACCUGCAGCAUUUCAGCGCGCCCACUUCCCGCUUUUACCAACUCUUCCUGCACAGCAAUUCCCUGUCCAAACUCUUCCCCAACGAGUUCGCCAACUUUUACAACGCGGUCACUCUGCACCUGGAGAACAACGGCCUGCACGACAUCAUCCCGGGGGCUUUCCUGGGGCUGCAGUUGGUCAAGCGGCUGCACAUCAACAACAACAAGAUUAAAGGCUUCAGGAGGCACACCUUCCUGGGGCUGGACGACAUGGAGUACCUGCAGGCGGAUUUCAACCUGCUCAGGGACAUCGACCCCGAGGCUUUUCGGGACCUCAACGAGCUGGAGGUGCUGAUCCUGAACGACAACCUCAUCACCUCCCUCCCGCCCGAUCUCUUCCAAAACGUGCCCAUCACCCAUCUGGAUCUGCGGGGGAACAGGCUCAAAACGCUGCCUUACGAAGGGAUUUUGGAACUGAUCCCCGGGGUCGCUGAGAUCCUGCUGGAGGACAAUCCUUGGGACUGCACUUGCGAUUUGCUGCCCCUUAAAGAAUGGCUAGAACACAUCUCUCAUUCAGCUUUGAUUGGAAGAGUAGUUUGUGAGGCACCCUUGCGAUUACAAGGAAACGACCUGAACGAAACAUCCGAAUACGAUUUAUGCCCUUGGAAGAUUGAUAAUGAUUUAAGCCUUGUUGCUCCACCUGCUCAAGGGGCUUCUGGGCUGCCCCCAACUCCCGCCUUUCAGCAUCCCAGGUCACCAACUUCAGCAUCAGUGCGCAAAGGACUAUCAAAGCCACGUGGCAACUGGCAGAGGACAAGACCUUCGGCCAAUGCUGUUGUACCGAACGGCAGUAGUAGUCCCCUUUUAUUAGCUGGAUGCCCAACAGCUUGUAGCUGUUCUAUCAAUAGCCCUGAAUCAGGCCUUGAGGUAAACUGCAGGGGCAGCAAGCUUGAGAGUAUAGCUGACCUUCAGCCCAAACCAGUAAAAGCACAGGAACUGUUCCUAAGACAGAACAAUAUAGAAAUCAUUAGGAAAACUCAUUUCCUCGACUACAGCAGGUUGACUUUGUUGGAUUUGGGAAAUAACGCCAUAAAGUUAAUAGAAAACAACACCUUUCUUAAUCUCACUGAUUUGCGUUGGCUGUAUCUGGAUAACAAUAACUUGGAAACACUCAUCCCUGAUAUGUUUGCAGGUCUGCAAAAUACAGAGUAUCUGAAUUUGGAGUUCAAUUUAAUUCAGUUAAUCCUACCAGGCACAUUUAAUGGGAUGCCAAAUCUGAGAGAAUUGUUUUUACAUAACAAUCUGUUGAAGUCUUUGCCUGUAGAUGUGUUUUCUUCUGUCUCACUCUCCAAGCUAAGUUUACACACCAAUUAUUUUAUGUAUCUCCCAGUCACUGGUGUUUUGGAUCAGCUAACUUCAGUUGUGCAAAUCGACCUUCAUGGAAAUCCAUGGGAUUGUUCAUGUAACAUCAUUGCUUUCAAGCAGUGGGUUGAGAGGAUGGGCACUGAUGUUGUAAUGAGUGAAUUAAAAUGUGCAUCUCCUGAACAAUUUUGGGACAGAGAUAUUAAGUCUAUAAGCAAUGAGCUGAUGUGCCCAGAGUUGUAUGCAAAAAUUCAUCUAACGUUUUCCUCAUCAAGUAACAUUACCAUAACAACAGAGACAGGGACUCAUGUGAAUCCCUACUUGGAGACCAGCAGAGUUUCAAUUUCGGUGCUGGUACCUGGCCUUUUACUUGUCUUUGUUACGUCUGCCUUUACGGUUGUUGGCAUGCUGGUGUUUAUCUUGAGAAAUCGUAAGAGAUCAAGAAAAAGGGAUAACAACUCUUCUGCUUCAGAAAUUAACUCCUUGCAAACAGUGUGUGAUUCUUACUGGCACAAUGGGCCUUACCAUGCAGAGGGACCUCACAGAGUAUACGAUUGUGUUACACACUCCCUUUCAGACUAGGCUUCCUGAAAUGAAAUGCUGAAAAUAUAGAGUGUGAUUUAAAACAGCACAUUAAGCGGAGAUGAGGACUUGACGUUUUGUGGUUAAGCCCCUGAUGUAAAUACUGAUACUAUAGGCUUCUGCUAAAAUUCUGCAACAGAAUGUUGAACUCAGCUUUCUAAUGAAAAUAGAAAGUGCACAUGCUAAGGAAGUGCGUAUAACUUUUAGAACUAACAACUUUUCUCCCGCUGUGAAACAUACAUGUAUUUCAGAAGAAAGCACGGACAGAAAUGCUGUGCUUUUUAGUGGUCUUUUCAUGUUGAUAUUCCAAAUGUAAAUGACAAUUAAUCAGUUGUAUAAAAAAAUAUAAAGAAGAUUUGUUGUCAUUUGGAAAUAUGGGAGAAUUGUAAAAAGAAUACACAAAAGGGGGAAAUAGAUACAGCAUUUAGGUUUUACGGUUGUAAAUUUGCACGAACGCAUGAAUGUAUUGUACAGAACUGUCUAAUUAGAAACAAGUGAUGCAUGUCAUGCAUGAACUCAACACCACAGGGAUACAUCACAUAGCUGGAGGAAAUAGCUAUUACUAUACUCCAUUCAUGAGUACUAAUUGUAUUCUAUGAAGUCAUGUACCCUGUAUUGAUCACAGUGACCUUCCCUGUUUAUUUUUCCUGUGAUUAUAAAUUGUGCAGUUUGUGCUAUUAUUGCUUAGAUAAGGUGUAAGCUGCAAGUUCAUCUUGUUUUAGACCAUAUUUGUUUGUGCAUGGUUAGUAACUAUUUAUUUUAUCUUAUGAAUUUUCCCAUGUUUUAGGUGUUAUUUUAUAUUUGCUAAUGCCGAUUUCCAUCUAAAUUUCAUAGUAGUUACUAUGUUUUGUACUGUGGUAUAGGAGUUAAAAUGGCCAAUGGAAUAUUCCUUUUUUUUAAUUUUGGGAAUAAAUAUAUAAAGUACACAUAAGCAUGACCAAUUAAUGUCAUUCAAUUGCUCAAGCUGCAUCAGUGAUAUGAUGUAAACUGUUCUGUUCAAGUCAUCGUUAUGUAACAUAAUAAAACAGAAAAUACUACGGAGGUCGCACUUAGAGGACAUUUAAUAGGAUUAUUUUAGAGUUUUAUAAUGGCAAAUUUUUCAACAUUAAAAUGACUGGUUUAAUCU